This is a messenger RNA of Phanerochaete carnosa HHB-10118-sp, 900 nucleotides long. RefSeq lists its product as uncharacterized. The record is from RefSeq and is a predicted model, not a curated record. NCBI's taxonomy places the organism in Eukaryota, Fungi, Basidiomycota, Agaricomycetes, Polyporales, Phanerochaetaceae. The annotation marks the transcript as partial. The transcript is spliced from 2 exons.
UCGCCAGACCUCGUCGGCGCCGCCUUCUGUUUAGAUCCACUUAGUAUCCCUUGUGGUGUGUUGACGCUAGUCCACAUCAUUAGGUUGAGAUCUUCGUGCACCCGGACUAUUCCCCCUAUCCAGUGCCCCGUGCACAGUUUUAAAAAAGUUUAUUCCUACCGUUUGAAGAUGCCGAAGGAUUUGCCCGACCGCCCUCGCGCUUUCAAACGCCUCGCGGACGAGCGUCACCCACGCCUCCGACGCGCGCUGCCCGAAGCCGUAUUCGACCAACUUAGUCGAGAACGCGAAGCAGGCGCCCCCCACCAGUAUACCACCUCCGAGCUCCGCGCCGUCGUCAGGCACGUCUCUACACUCCCGCCUCCGUCCACCGCUCUCCCUACCAUCGACUGGGACGCAGUCGAACAGGCCAAACUCGCGGCUCACGACGACCGCCAGCACUUCCAAGCGCAACGCGACCAAGCCCGCGCUAGACAAAACGCGCACGCCAGCGCCUCUUCCAGCCGCUCUCUAGCAGAUCGCCUCACCGCCGCUCCGACCUACACUCCCAUCGCCCCGAAGCCCGUCACCAUCGACUUCUCCCGCUACACGGCCGCCGACCUCGCCCGCAUCUUCGCACCGAAAUUCGCCGCCACCCUCAAGCGCUUCAACGUGCUCGAGUCGCUCGACUGCCCCGACGUUUUGACCGACGACAUCAACGCCGUCUUCAAGCUUCGCGACCGCCUCGCCCACCUCGACCGCACCCUCAAGGACGUUUCACGCGUCAUCAGCAUCGAGGAGUGGAACCGUUGGGACUCCGGACUAAAGCAGAUCGGCGGAAUCUCGUUCAAAGGACUGCGGCGUAACCGAGUCCAGAUUUUUAAAGCACUUCGUGCGGUUUGGAUUAACGGAUACUUCGAUUAG